Messenger RNA from Pistacia vera, 309 nucleotides. RefSeq names its product 15-cis-phytoene desaturase, chloroplastic/chromoplastic-like. The transcript has 2 exons. The record is from RefSeq and is a predicted model, not a curated record. Lineage: Eukaryota; Viridiplantae; Streptophyta; Magnoliopsida; Sapindales; Anacardiaceae. Gene Ontology annotation, cellular component: chloroplast thylakoid. The coding region runs from base 1 to 309 and encodes 102 amino acids. Gene Ontology annotation, molecular function: phytoene dehydrogenase activity. Gene Ontology annotation, biological process: carotenoid biosynthetic process.
AUGGCAUUCUUAGAUUGUAGUCCCCCAGAGAGACUUUGCGUGCCAAUUGUUAAUCACAUUCAGUCACUAGGUGGUGAAGUCCGACUAAGUUCUCAGAUACAAAAAAUUGAGCUUGAUAGUAAUGGAACUGUGAAGAGUUUCUUACUAACUAACGGGAAAGUUAUUGAGGGAGAUGUUUAUGUAUUUGCCACUCCAAUUGACAUCAUAAAGCUUCUUUUGCCUGAAAAUUGGAAAGAGAUGCUAUACUUCAAAAGAUUGGAGAAAUUGGUUGGAGUUCCAGUUAUCAAUGUUCACAUAUGGUUAGUGUGA